UCAUCUGGCUUAUUGCUCAUAUAGAGAGAGAGAGAGAUGGGUGGAGUUUUUCUCUAUGUUUUCAUCUUUCUCCUUACUCUAAUACUCACAUAUACUUUUCUAGGAAGGGGCAAGAAAGAACCCCAGAAAAGAGCUACCCUUCCACCUGGUUCAAUGGGUUGGCCUUACGUAGGAGAGACUCUUCAACUCUACUCCCAAGACCCAAGUGUUUUCUUUGCAGCCAAACAGAAAAGGUAUGGAGAAAUUUUCAAGACCCAUAUUCUUGGCUGCCCGUGUGUCAUGCUGGCUAGCCCCGAGGCGUCACGGUUUGUGUUGGUGACACAGGCUCACUUGUUCAAACCCACCUACCCGAAAAGCAAAGAGCGCCUGAUUGGACCGUCAGCGCUGUUUUUUCACCAAGGGGAAUACCAUACUCGUCUCAGAAAACUUGUUCAAGGAUCCUUGUCCCUUGAGGCUCUCCGUAACUUGGUGAAGGGAAUCGACGCCAUUGCAGCAUCUACCUUUGACUCAUGGGGAGGCGGCCAUGUCGUCAACACUUUCCAUGAACUGAAAAAGCUUUCUUUUGAGGUUGGUAUACUUGCAAUUUUUGGCCAUUUGGACGCCCGCUACAGCGAGGAGCUAAAGAAAAAUUACUCUUUAGUCGACAAUGGCUACAAUUCCUUUCCCACGAACAUUCCAGGAACUCCCUACAAAAUGGCGCUACUGGCAAGAAAAAGGCUCACUAUGAUUCUGAGUGCUAUUAUUUGUGAGAGGAAGGAGAAGAAAUUAGAAGACAAAGAUCUUUUGGGUUGUCUAUUGAACUCCAAAGACGGAAGGGGAGACACCUUAAGCGAAGAUCAAAUCGCAGACAACAUUAUUGGAGUGCUGUUUGCAGCUCAAGAUACUACAGCUAGUGUCAUGACAUGGAUUGUCAAGUACCUCCAUGAUAACCCGAAACUUCUAGAGCUUGUAAAGGCUGAACAGAAGGCUGUUCGUAAAUCAAAUGAUGAUGAAGGUAAUCAGCCAUUGAGCUGGAGUCAGACAAGAAACAUGCCAACAAGUUACAAGGUAGUACUGGAAAGCUUGAGAAUGGCAAGCAUUAUAUCUUUCACCUUCAGAGAAGCAGUGGCUGAUGUGGAAUAUAAAGGGUACCUAAUCCCAAAAGGUUGGAAAGUGAUGCCUUUGUUCAGGAACAUUCACCACAACCCGGACUUCUUCUCUGAUCCUCAAAGAUUUGAUCCUUCAAGAUUUGAGGUUGCCCCGAAGCCCAAUACAUUUAUGCCUUUCGGCAGUGGAGUGCAUGCCUGCCCCGGAAAUGAGCUCGCAAAACUGGAGGUGCUGAUUAUGAUCCACCAUUUGGUCACCAAAUUCAGGUGGGAACUGGUGGAAUCCCAAAGUGGGAUUCAGAAUUCCCCAUUCCCAGUGCCCAUGCAUGGACUCCCAGCCAGAUUUUGGAAAGAAUCUACCAGCUAGAUGCCACCUCCUUUCCAAAUUAACCUUUUUUUUUUUCAUUCAUACUUUUACUGUCUAUUUUUUGCUUUCAUUUUUGCUCUCCCUGGCCCAU
Molecule: messenger RNA, 1543 nt
Organism: Corylus avellana
Lineage: Eukaryota; Viridiplantae; Streptophyta; Magnoliopsida; Fagales; Betulaceae
Product: abscisic acid 8'-hydroxylase CYP707A1
Biological process (GO): sterol metabolic process
Molecular function (GO): iron ion binding; (+)-abscisic acid 8'-hydroxylase activity; heme binding
Source: RefSeq, a predicted model, not a curated record